Messenger RNA from Penicillium cosmopolitanum, 2502 nucleotides. RefSeq lists its product as uncharacterized. Gene Ontology annotation, molecular function: protein kinase activity; protein binding; ATP binding. The transcript has 3 exons. NCBI's taxonomy places the organism in Eukaryota, Fungi, Ascomycota, Eurotiomycetes, Eurotiales, Aspergillaceae. Gene Ontology annotation, biological process: protein phosphorylation. Bases 1 to 2502 code for a protein of 833 amino acids. The record is from RefSeq and is a predicted model, not a curated record.
AUGGAAAAUGAGUGGUGGAUUAAGAUCGCAGACUUCGGAAUUAGCAAACGCAUCGAGGAAUCGCCAGAAACAUCAACAACAUUGCGGGGAACAACGGGCUUCAUUGCUCCCGAGCUUUACGGGUUUCUCGAGCCGGGGAGCCCAUAUGCAGCAGAUAUUUGGUCCUUGGGUGAGAUCACCUUUCAAAUGCUGACGAAGGCGCCAGCAUUUAAGCCGAUCGGGCGGCUGUCAUCUUAUACCACGCAACCAGAGAGAUUCCCAGCAUCUCUUCUGGAUGAGGCUGGGGUAUCCAAGCUGGGGAUCGAGUUUGUUCGAUCGCUUAUGCGACCCGUCCCUGAUAGUCGACUCACAUCGGAAAUGGCAAUCCUCCAUCCUUGGAUCAAACCGUUGUCGCAAAUACCUCUAUUACCGCGCGCCGAAGCCCUGUUUCAACCUACCCCGACAUUACAAGGUGUUUCUCCAGGAGGCAAAGACAAAUUUCCAUCAAUAGAACAAAUCACAGAAGAACUAUCAACUGUUCGUCCACCCGAAAUAAUUCCGAAGGAAACCCCAAACGAGUCCAGUGGUGCAAAGCAAUCACCAACGCCUGAUGAAGAGAUGGAAGAGAAGGUCGGCGAGGAAGACUUGACAAGAAGUCAAAGCUCUCUAGCUCGGGAGCCAAAAGCCCCAUCUGUCUCAUCGGAUAUUUCCAAAACCUCCAGCAGCCAAGCAACCAGUAUAUCAUCCCAGCCCUCACCACCCAGCGAUCGGCUUACGGAAGAGUGGUGGACCGGUCAUCUCAGGCACGCAGGGCUUCUCGGCACAACUUCCAACGAAAGCGCGAUCGGAGCUUCGCCAAAAAAGGCGGAAUCUAUUCUCAGGGGAAUUUUUGCAAAGUCGAAACGUGUUCCCGAGGCCAAAGAAGAUAAGGAACCAACGUGUGUUGAGCCAUUGCGGCCUGCUAGCGGGAUGAAGAAUGCAGGGGCAUUUCAUAGCCAAUCAUUCCUAGAGGAUCCCAUUUCCGUGCCCGGAUUCAAGUCAAAUGAGUUCAAGGAUGAAGUCAAGAUGCACGGACCAGGAGAAUCUAUCAGCCAAGAACCUGAUGUGCGAUGUCUUGCGGACACUCUGAUGCCGUCUUUGAGUUUAGAUGAAAGUCUGAGCCGCGGCAUCGGUGGCCUAGGUCUCUCAAUACGUCAAAGACCGGUAUUACUCGUAUCUCGUUCGGCGGACGAUGCGAAUCUGGAAGCAUGCCACUCUUCAAAGGCACGGAUGUCUGAGCUAGAACAAAGGACCAGGCUCGAAACCGAAUUUCGGAACCGCACUCGGUCACAGACGGUGGAUGAAUCAAGAGAUCCAAAUAGAGGUAUUGUCGCGCUGCCAUUGAUUGAGUCAGACGAUGAGAAAUAUGGAAGGUCACCGUCACAAUCCAGCAAACGGGGAUUUGGCAGCAGAAGUGGUGUCGUUAACAAGAUCGCGGCUGGAUUUGGCUUCGGGAAUGGUGACAGCGAAAAGGCAAAGGAAUCGUCCUCCUCCCACAGUGGUUUCGGAUAUCGAUUCACCCUCCCCAUUCAAGCGAAAAGGCACAGACAAAUAUCCUUGUGUCCAUACAAUCUACGUCUAGUGACCGCCUCGGGGGAUCCUACCGGUGUUGAGGUUUGGAGCAUUCCCAAAAGAUGUCGAAUAUCAACCGAUAACAUCUUCAAGAGCAAUUCAUGCAUUGCUAUAUCUCAUGGAGGAACUCUUUUCGCCUCCACAUCGGGGAAUUGUCUCACCGUUUGGAGCAGUUUUGACGGAUCCAGUACCGCAAUUACAUCGACAGAAGGCUUGAAGAAUCCCCAGUUCUCCCACGAUGGCACUCUACUAGCAGCCAUGUCAAGACAAAAGAAGAUCCACAUCUGGCAGGUAUUCGACCAUCAUAAUCUUGAAUUGCAAAAGCUAAACACUCUGCAUCUGGAUGAUAAUGUUCUUGCCUUUGCUUUCCAGACCAGGAGAAGAAGAAUCGCCGUGGCUCUGAACAAUGCCAUCAAGGUUUUCGGAGUAUUUUCAAAUCAGGAUCACAUCGAUGGAAUAUAUCAAUUUGAUCUUUCCGUCUUGGGGCGUUCCUUCAAACCGAAGAGGGUGGACAAGGAACGAGGGCUAGUAACGGCCCUAUCAGCAAAUGGGAGGAUGACAGCGCAGGCUUACCCGGAUGGCCUGAUUGGAUCAAUACUCUUCAUUCGUGACCUGAAUGGAAAGGCUGACAAGAGAAGCCGGAAGUUCGUUGUGUCUCCUAUUAUCCAGACUAUGACUUUCUCUUCAAGCGGUGAAAUUCUGGCAGCUAGCACGAAAGGCCGUGAUGUUAUUCUGUGGGAUGUUGUUCAAGGAAAACAGAUUCUCCGACUUGAGAAUUGUCAUGAAACAUCUAUCACAUGCAUGUUUCUUGCUGAUGAGGGAGAGCUGUUGGCAACUUGUUCUAGUGGUGAAGGUGUCAAGUUUUGGGGAACAGAUGAAAGUAUGGACCGCCUGGCCGAGAGAGCGAUAUAG